CGAUCAGCAGCCGAACAACAACAAGGAGCCGCCAGCCCACCAGCCGAUCUCGCCCGCGUGUGUCUGUGUAGGUGCUUCUGGCGUGCGUGUCCGCUGUUCGAGUGCAACGGCUUGCAACGACGACGGAGUGCAGACGAGUGGUGAUAGUAAAAGGCAACGAUCGACGACGAGGACCGGUCUGGAAGCGCGAGUGAACGAACCCGUCAGGCGCUACCGAGAGCCGCACCAGUGCCAAUAAUGACCACUUUGUCACAUCCGUUCAAAGACAGUCCGGAGCCGCUGGAAGUGCCCAAGCAGUACGCCGCCGACGUGGACACACUCUACGACUGGUCAAAGGCCCAGCCACGGUUUCCCGGUUUCUCCAAGAACCAUGCCCACCUCUUUCUGCACGCGUGCCUCUGGGACGUGGACGACGCGAAGAAGGCGAUGCAGAAGUACGCCCAGAUCCACGCCAACUCGCCGGAGAUAUUCGACAACCGGGACAUCAUGGGGGCCGGAGUGCAGAUGACGCUGAACGCCACUCACAUGGUUGCCCUGCCACGGCCGACACCGGAAGGGUACCGGCUGCUGUACUACCGGCUGUCCGACACCGACCCGUCCAAGAUGAACUUUGCCGAGGCCGUCAAGUCGUUCUGCAUGUUCAACGACGCCCAGAUCAGCGUGGACGGCAUCGUCGAGGGCUACAUCGUCAUCUUCGACAUGAAGGGUGUCCGGCUGGGGCACCUGGCGCGCGUCCAGUUCGGGCCGCUCCGUGUCUUCAUGAGCUACAUCCAGGACGCGCACCCGGUGCGCCUGAAGAAAAUCUACAUCGUGCACACCGCGUCCUUCAUCAACCAGGUGAUGGCGCUGGUGAAGCCGCUGAUCCGGUCGGAGUUGCUGGGGCUGCUGCAGUUCACGGCGGCCGGCCCGGAGGAGAUCGUCGGGGUCGACUACCUGCCGAAGGACUUUGGCGGACCGUUCGACGAGGUGGCCACGAUGCACGCGGACCAGAAGCGGCGCCUGGAGACGGAGUACCGCGACUGGCUGAUGGAUUCGAGCGUCCUCAAGGAGGCACCGAAGCAGAAGAAUGGCGGUGGGCCGGCCAGCUCGAACGCCGCCAUCAAGCCACCGGUGAAAGCGUUCCGCGGACUGGAGAUUGAUUAGCGAUAGGUCGGAAUAGGUCUUCUCGCCGCACAACCAAUCGCAGCGACCGCAACGGAAGGGAGUCCUUCAAGUUAUCAUCACGCAACUAGGUUAUCAGCAACUGAUUCCCUUCAGUGGUUCCCCUCGGUUCCCCUCCGCGGGAGUUUCCGCAAAGGAUCGACCGGAAGUGACCGAGGGAGCGAAGAUUUUGUGUUUUGACAACUGAUUUUUGCGGGCGCAUUCUUCAAUGGCUUUGUUUCAAAUGUUUGUGUUUUAUUCGUCUACAUCUCCACGCUCCUUAUCGUAAGGCCGAUUGUGUGUGUGUGUCUGUGUGUGUGUUAUCUGUGUGUGUGCGUGCUUGUUCGCUGCGUCAACGCGGCGGCGGACCCGGAACCACGUUCUAGUUGGAAAAUGUAAAUAAAGGC
Molecule: messenger RNA, 1547 nt
Organism: Anopheles bellator
Lineage: Eukaryota; Metazoa; Arthropoda; Insecta; Diptera; Culicidae
Product: alpha-tocopherol transfer protein-like
Exons: 5
Coding region: 238-1143 (301 amino acids)
Cellular component (GO): membrane
Molecular function (GO): phosphatidylinositol bisphosphate binding
Source: RefSeq, a predicted model, not a curated record